Molecule: messenger RNA, 911 nt
Organism: Macroventuria anomochaeta
Lineage: Eukaryota; Fungi; Ascomycota; Dothideomycetes; Pleosporales; Didymellaceae
Product: protein tyrosine phosphatase
Exons: 2
Coding region: 33-776 (247 amino acids)
Biological process (GO): fatty acid elongation; very long-chain fatty acid biosynthetic process; sphingolipid biosynthetic process
Cellular component (GO): endoplasmic reticulum membrane
Molecular function (GO): 3-hydroxyacyl-CoA dehydratase activity
Source: RefSeq, a predicted model, not a curated record
CUUCUGUUCCCUCGACCCCAACAAGAGCCACAAUGCCGCCCAAACAAGCCACCCCAAGCUCUCCACGGGACCAGCGCCCCUCAACAUCCCGUGCUGCUUCCUCGCCCGUGAAGAACACGUACCUGCUCGCCUAUAAUGCGGUGUCUGCUGCGCUGUGGGCCAGUGUGCUGUAUAAGUCUGUCACGAUUGGAGCCCAUGAGAUUCAGAGCGCGCGCAAGGCUGGAAGCUUCUUCGGCCGUAACGACUUGCAGAGCGCGGCUGCUGGGUUAGCUAGUGGUAAAGUGUUUGGAGAGUUGGAAGAGUAUACAAGAUUGGUGCAGAGUUUGGCGGGGUUGGAGGUGUUGCAUAGUCUGGUCGGUAUCGUCCGCGCGCCCCUCCUCACAACCCUCAUGCAAGUAGCAUCCCGCUUCCUCCUCGUCUGGGGCAUCGCCUACAACUUCCCCGCCACCACCCAACACUCGCCCGCAUACAGCACCAUGCUACUCGCAUGGUCCAUCACUGAAGUCAUCCGCUAUAGCUACUUCGUCUUCACCCUCAGUGGUCUCGGCGUGCCCUCGCUCCUCUCCUUCCUGCGCUACAAUACAUUCACCCUUCUCUACCCUCUCGGCAUUGCGUCCGAGUGCUGGCUCGUGUACCAAGCCAUCCCUGCUGCGAAGCUGGUUGAUGAGAGGAUUCCAUAUGCGUUGUGGGCGAUUCUGGCGAUCUAUGUGCCGGGGAGUUAUGUGCUGUUUUCGCAUAUGUUGAAGCAGAGGAGAAGGGUGCAGAGGCAGGCGUGACUAGCCGGCGGUGGCCAGGGGUAUGAUAAGGCGAGGGAGGAUCGGAUUAUGAAGAAGAUGCGGUUGACGAAGUAUAAGCAGGCGAUGGAACGCCAGAACAAAGGUGCAGCGAAGAAGUAGACGGCGAAGAAGGCG